CCACCCAGAGACAGAACCACGAUGAGACCAACAGUGAAUCUACUGGUCGCUCUGUGUUAUAUAUCCCUACAAGAUAUUGUACUGAAUAAGGCAGAGAACAUUAUGCUGAGAAAGCCGAGUAAAAUGAGUGGAGUCUACAACUCCGCUGGGUACGCGAAUGAUGGGAAUAUCCAAAGCCUAGCAGCCGUAACCGGCAACAGCGUGAAUCCCUUCUGGCAGGGAGAUCUUCAGGGGUGGUAUACUAUCAAUUACAUCUCAGUUUCAAGUGCCUAUUACUUUCCUUAUGAGGCAUACUUGGAAAGUGCGUACGUGGGCGUGUCUGCUGAUGACAGCAUCGACUGCCCAGAUGUGGAAAUCUUUGUCUGCGGCCAGUGUCCAGCAUCUGUUGGUGCAGGAGAAACCUUCACGUUCAACUGUUCCCACCCACGACCUGUCAGAUUCGUGAAGAUCUGGAGAGACGUGACCAGCCUAGCUGUUUCGGAAGUUGAGGCUGAGGGCACGUCAACAACACAACGUGGAACCAAGUACCAAAAAGGGAUGAACACUAAGGUUCAAACACCGAUGACAUCUCUCACUGUUGCUUCCGCCAAUGAAUGCGGUUACCAGUGUCACGUGUUCCAGCCUUGCCUCAGUUUCAGUUACAACCCAACAGCUUCUCCCAACUGUCUCCUGACAACCAACCCAGAAGAUGCAGCAGCAGCUGCCGGCUGGACCAAAUACACCAUCGAGAAGUGUUCCAGCAACAUCACCUGUCUCCUGACUGACCAGUUCAAUUAAUACCAGAUCCAGUAUUUGUUCUGCAAAUGUGACAUUCUGGGACGUUAUGUCAAAGACAUGAUGAGUGUAAAAACAUCAAUAGCAAUACGUACUUCUCUGUCAAAGCAAUUCGGUUUAUAUUGUAAAAAUAAUACCGUUUCAGAUCAUCUCGAACUAUCUGUACGGAUGACUUGGUGUUA
Molecule: messenger RNA, 956 nt
Organism: Haliotis rufescens (red abalone)
Lineage: Eukaryota; Metazoa; Mollusca; Gastropoda; Lepetellida; Haliotidae
Exons: 4
Coding region: 22-777 (251 amino acids)
Source: RefSeq, a predicted model, not a curated record